Cuculus canorus (common cuckoo) is the source of this 7148-nucleotide messenger RNA. RefSeq names its product cyclic nucleotide gated channel subunit alpha 1 (gene CNGA1). Gene Ontology annotation, biological process: monoatomic cation transmembrane transport. The transcript has 7 exons. The record is from RefSeq and is a predicted model, not a curated record. Gene Ontology annotation, molecular function: protein-containing complex binding; cGMP binding; intracellularly cGMP-activated cation channel activity. Gene Ontology annotation, cellular component: plasma membrane; intracellular cyclic nucleotide activated cation channel complex. Bases 2604 to 4538 code for a protein of 644 amino acids. Lineage: Eukaryota; Metazoa; Chordata; Aves; Cuculiformes; Cuculidae.
UUAAAAUAAAAUAAGUGUAACGAUUUGUGACAAUGUAUCAGUUUAAGAAAAAAACUGUGACUAUAGAGUAAGAAAUAUAGUAGUGAUACAAUUUAGUAAAAAAACUCGGAAUUAUUUUGUUUGGAAACCCUCUAUAUACAAAAAAAAUGCAUUGAGGUGAGUUCUGGACCCAGUGAGUUUAACAGGAAAUUUUCUACUGUUCCCAGCAUCACAGUCCUGUCACAUAAGUGCUGUUCUGAGAUAACCACAGUUCCCAAACCAGGAGCAAUUACUGGUCUGUUCAGCUUGUGCUGGCCAUGUGCUGCACUAGCAUUUCAGUGUCUUAAACUCAAGAAUUUUUAAAACUACCCACAAUUUUAUUUGAGACUAAUGGAAUUUGAAGAUAUUCUUGUGCUAUACAUUGUGACUGAACAACAAAGGAAAUAACUUGAUGUAGCAGUCAUGUGAGCCCCAUGUUCAGAUUUAGUAUUUUGAGACCAUAAGGUAGUAAAUAUUUCUGAUUUCCAUGUGCAGAUGAUUUUGAAGCACACUUAAUGCUUACUUAAUGUUUCCAGUGUCUCAGUAAGAUGAAAUCUUCAGUCCUGUCCUAAAUGGCAGCUCUUCUUUCCCAAUAAGUUCUACACAUGGCUGCCAUGGCUCCUUUGGCAGAACACAAAGCACCCCAUAGUAUAUACGAAUGGAACUGGAGGAAUUUAUUUAAUUGCAAAAUAGAUACAGAUUUCUUUUCCCUGACUCUGGAAUGGUGUGGAUUUUUCUACGUCCCAUUUCAUCACACUUCUCAUCAUCUUUAACCUCUAGUAUAUCUGCAAAUUCAUAUGUCUGGAUAGCACAAAGUCAAAGAUGGAUUUUUUUUUUUUUGCUCUGAAAGCUAAGGAAGACUCAAAGAGCAAAGAUAAACAUGAAAAAAUAGUUCCUACAUAGAAAUACUGGCAGUCCAAUAUAAAAUUAUUUAGAGCCCACUCUGUUGAAAGUAUAGUUGCCCUUGAGAUGAAUAUAUUUGCAUUUUUCUGGUGCUGAGUGAUUGGAAGUGGUUGGAUAUGGCUCCAUUUUGCACCAUUUCUGUGAGCUGUGUGAACUCCAGUGUGGCUCUUUGGAGGACGUAGGUUAAAUCAGGAUGGAAUUUUGAGUGCCAGCAUUAGAAGAGCUUUCAGAGCACAAGUAAGCAGAUAUAAAGCUACUUAUAUCUGCCUGGCACACUUUCAAUCUCCACAGUUUCAAACACAAUUUAUCCUUGGAGUAAGUCAGUGGAAACCCUGUGACAGCUUUUAAGCUCCUGGUGAAUCUAACCUAACGUUUACUACGUCUUAGAAAAUUAGAAUCCUUUUAUGUUACAUCUUAGACCUUAGGACUGUCCAGCAAUGUUGGACUGCAUUUAGGACUACGUGUGGAAGAAUACACCUUACUUUUCAAUCUUUAUGUUGCUGUUUUGUAGGCUGUUUUACAUUAUAUUAUUUUUUUGCAAGUGUCAUUCAUGCAUGAUGACCACUGCAGAUAUGGUUUUCCUCUCCUAUUUCCUGUGCAGGAAUAUUUUUCAUUUCAUUGACUAAUAAGGAAAGUCAGGUAAAGCCUGACAGUAAUGUUGCAGCUGUGUCAUCCUGCACCUCCUUUGCAGUGUGCUUGACUCUAGAAUGAAACUAUUUUCUCUAGGACUGAUUCAUUGUAUGGCAUUUGUCUUCAUUUAUCAACGGUACAGUCGCUCAUUUGUCAGUUUGUUGCUUACAGACAUCUCUAUACUCUGAUUUCACAUGUGCAGGGAUAUUGUUACUGCAGUGGAGAGCAUCUGUUUCAUAAUCCUGUCUUAAAGGCCCUGAGAAGAGCAGAUCACACUGUAGACACAAUUCGCGCACAAAGAGUUGGCAGCCUCACUGAUGCCAAGAUUUAACUGGCAAAAUUGUAAGAAUAGUGUUGAAAAAGGAGAACAGAAGUUAAUUACCCCAGUGCUGGAAAGAUUGUGCAUUAGAAUGCACUAUAUUGGUUAUGUACGCUACAACAUUUUCACUUUUUUAAUACUGAGAUAAACAAACCAGACACGAACAGCCACUAACAUUUCAUUUAAGUGCUUUUAUACUACCUGCUAUAUGAGAGAAUCUACUACAUCAGUCUUAACUUCCUAAUUACAGAACCUACUCUUACUCCCAACAGAAUAUAACUCUUAGAUAUCAGACAUACCGAGAUUUUUUUUUUAUCAACCAGUGGAUUUGAAGCAACCAGUGGAUGCUUCCCAGUCUUGUUUUCAGGAUGCCAUCUGUACAUGAAUCUGUUUAUCCAUCUUGAUACAAUAAGUUUCGAGCCUUCAGUUCAGAACCAAAGGAAAUAUAGGCAGAAGUUUCAAACACAUUUUCGGAGCAUGUGAUUGGGCUCAGGAGAAAGACCUAAAUUGAUGCUACCUCUAAGAGAAAGACGUGCUGAAUAUUCUCUAGCAGCAAUUGCCUGGCGGGAAUGGUAUGGAAGAAAGGAAAUUGAAAAUACUGUUGUUGUUUUGGGGGAAGCAAGGAUAUAAACAGUUCACCUUUAGAAAAAAACAACUUGUUACUUCUACUGGCUGUGAAAUAACUCAGUUUUUUUUUUAAAUCAGUCUUACUCAAUUAUCCAGUGUAAGAAAAAUGAAGGUAGGAGUAAUUGAGACCCAUCAUUCCCAUACAAUUGUUCCCAGUGUGGUAGUACAAGAUACCAGCGAGGACCCUGAAUCAAUAGACAAAGGGGAAAACAGGCAAAGAUACCUACCUGGUGCACUUGCAUGCUACAAUAUUAACAACAAUAGUAAUAAGGAUGAAGAGAAGAAAAAGAAAAAAGAAAAGAAGAGCAAGCCAGAAAGAAAAAAAGAUGGAGAAACACAAAAGAACAAGGAAAAAAAGGAGAAAAACAAAAAUAAAGAUAAGCCUCAGAAGAAAGAAAAUAAAGAAGAGAAGAAGAAAGAUAUUUUCAUUAUUGAUCCAGCAGGAAAUUUGUAUUACAACUGGUUGUUUUGCAUCACAAUGCCUGUCAUGUACAACUGGACCAUGAUUAUUGCUAGAGCCUGUUUUGAUGAGCUUCAGCACGACUACUUAGCCAUAUGGUUUUUUAUUGAUUACAUUUCUGAUGCCAUCUAUGCUGCUGACAUGUUUGUACGGACAAGAACAGGUUACCUAGAACAAGGUCUUCUGGUGAAAGAAGAACAAAAGCUUCGAGAGAAAUAUAAGUCAUCUUUUCAAUUCAAAUUAGAUUUUCUGUCAAUGAUACCAACUGAUCUCUUAUACUUUAAGUUAGGACUGAAUUACCCAGAAUUAAGAAUAAACAGAUUACUCAGAGUAGCCCGGAUGUUCGAAUUCUUCCAGCGAACAGAAACAAGGACAAACUACCCAAAUAUCUUCAGGAUCUCUAACCUUGUCAUGUACAUCGUGAUUAUUAUUCACUGGAAUGCUUGUGUGUACUACUCAAUCUCGAAAGCCAUUGGAUUUGGGGCUGACACAUGGGUCUACCCCAACACCUCUGAUCCUGAAUUUGCCCGUCUGACUAGAAAGUAUGUCUACAGCCUCUACUGGUCAACACUAACCCUGACUACUAUUGGUGAAACGCCCCCUCCUGUGAGAGAUUCUGAGUAUUUCUUCGUCGUCGUUGACUUCUUGGUUGGAGUUUUGAUCUUUGCUACCAUUGUCGGUAAUGUGGGCUCUAUGAUCUCCAACAUGAAUGCUGCCAGGGCAGAGUUUCAAGCAAGGAUUGAUGCUAUCAAGCAGUAUAUGCACUUUCGGAAUGUGAGUAAAGACAUGGAAAAAAGAGUUAUAAAGUGGUUUGACUACCUGUGGACUAACAAAAAGGCUGUGGACGAAAGGGAAGUCUUAAAGUAUCUUCCAGAUAAACUAAGGGCAGAGAUUGCAAUCAAUGUUCACCUGGAAACACUAAAAAAAGUUCGGAUUUUUGCAGACUGUGAAGCUGGUCUCUUGGUCGAACUAGUUUUGAAACUCCAGCCACAAGUAUACAGUCCUGGAGAUUAUAUUUGCAGAAAAGGAGAUAUUGGACGAGAAAUGUACAUUAUCAAAGAAGGCAAGCUGGCAGUAGUUGCUGAUGAUGGAAUUACCCAAUUUGUGGUCCUAAGUGAUGGUAGCUAUUUUGGAGAAAUCAGCAUUCUUAAUAUCAAAGGAAGCAAAGCCGGCAAUCGAAGAACAGCCAAUAUUAGAAGUAUUGGGUACUCAGAUUUGUUUUGUCUUUCUAAAGAUGAUCUCAUGGAGGCUUUAACAGAGUAUCCAGAUGCAAAAGCUAUGCUGGAAGAAAAAGGCAAGCAAAUCCUAAUGAAAGACGGGUUGCUGGACAUUGAAGUUGCAAAUUUAGGAAGUGAUCCUAAAGAUCUGGAAGAGAAGGUCAGCUACAUGGAAAGAGCUAUUGACAGGUUACAAACAAAGUUUGCCAGGUUGUUGGCUGAGUAUGAAGCUGCGCAACAGAAACUGAAAAAAAGACUUACACAAAUCGAGAAAAUAUUGAAGCCAGUUAUAGAAGAAGAAUUUGCAAGCUUAGAAGAAGGACAUCUAUCCACAGAUAAACCUGCAGUGUCAAAAGCGGACUAAAACAGUGGACCUUGCCAAUAAGCCUUAGGGUCAAAUCCUGCAUGGGGCUGAAUACAUUUAUUUCUAAUCUUUGUAAGAUCUGACUACUAAUAAUGAAAAAUUAUUUGUUGAGGUAAUAUCACUAACUUACUACAAGCAGGUUUUGGGAAGGAAGAAGAAAUUGAGAAUGAAGAUGGAAGAUAACACCUUGCUUUCGCACAAACAGAUGGUAUUAUCCGCUAAUGCAUUAUGUACUCCUUAUGUAACACUGAUCUACAGCAUUCAGUCUAUAUACAGUCGUACACCGGCAAAUAUUGAACAUUUUACUAUGUUAAAAUAAUUUAAUCACGACUACUUAUAGAAAGAAUGAAAGGUUUGGUAACAAUUAUAUUAUUUGAAGUCAAUAUAGACAUGAACUAUGAUAUUAAAUUUGUGUAUAAACAAACACAGUUUAAUAUCUAUUGAUUAACAUGAUAACUAUGAGAUAUUAUAUAAAGAAUUAGGUGUAUCUACAAUGCAGAUGUAAGUAAUGAAGGCUGUAAGAUUUGGAAAAGAUUGUUACUUCAUUGGCUCCACCCUGGAUGAUUUCUUGAACGGUAAGUGGGCAGUUUUAAAUGGUGCUUUUUUCGGGAUAUUACAUGCAAAGGCUGUAAUAAAAAGGGGAGAAAAUAUAGCUUUUUCCAAGCAUUGGUAUGACAGUUACAGAUGGCUCAAAAUCUAGGUGUUAUUUCUGCAACAAUAACAAAUACAUAAUAUUGAAGACUCUUCUGCUCCAUGUAAUCAUAUGGCUGCUGAACGUGGACUAUCAAGUCUUUAAGAUCUAUGCUUAAAAAUUUUUAUGCCCUUAAUGUAAUACUUGUGGACGUUGGCCAAGUGCUAAGGGCAGACAUUACCAAAAGUGGCCAAACUCUCCCUGCUGCAUCUUCUGUUGCUGCUGUUGGGGAAAGCAUACAAUGACUAAACAGGGUUGUUGUUUUUCCACUGACGGGGUAUUUUUCUUCUGUUCGUAACUGCUACUAAGAUAAUAAAAUCUACUGUUUCAUGUUAGAUACAUUUUCAACUGCUUUAAGAAGCAUUUUCUCCUUGGAUUUCCCCCCUAAUUUAUGUCUUUUUCCAUUGGCAAAAAUUGGGUUUAUUAUUUGUGGUCUCAGAAGGGUAUUUUCAGUAAACUUUGAUCACAGCCAUUUAAUGUUGGAAAAGUUCGAUGACAGGAAUUGAAGAAAGGGACUGCAAGGGGAGAAUGUAUAGUUCUGUAUUUAGGGCAAUCCUGAGCAACAGGAGUGCCACUCUUAAAAAACACGUAUCUCAGUAUUACUAUCACUUCAUAAUAUCUCCAUAGUUUCAUCAUUCUCCUUAAUAACAUGGAGAUAUUAUAAAGUGGAUCAUUUGUGAAGUGCAUUCAUUUCUGGUUGUUUUAUUUUUUUGUAAUGUUGACAGGUUUCCAUAAUACCAGAAAUCUAGAAAUAACUCCUGAUUUCACUGUAAGAAUUAAAUGUUAUGAAGUAAGUAAUGCAUAGUAUAUAUAGGGAACAACAAGCAUAAAUAUAAAUAUAAGUAUGAAAUGGUUGUUCAUUCACUGCUGAUCCUGCGCUUUGAAUGAUAAAUGGAAAAACGUGCUGGUGGAAGGAAAGAGUACGUCAUCAUUUUGUUAAAGACUAUCCAUGUACACAAGAACAAGCAUUAUUCUGGCAUUCACCGUAUGGUGAAUGUUGGACUUUGCAGGCAACGUUCUUCCAACAACUCAAGUCUUGAACACAAUUUGCAACCUCUAUGGCAGCAGCAUCCUAUAGGGCUUGCAUCUUAUUUCACUAGGCACUUUUUUGUUGAAGAGUUUAAGACUUUGUAUUACAGAAAUAUGCAUAUGAUAAUGCUAUUUAAUUAAUAAAGGCAGAGAUCUACUUUUCACGUCUUUCUUUUAUGCAUUCUCCAAUCUACGACACAAAUUGUAGUCAGUAGCUGCCUCUUUCUGGAGGUUUCAAUACAGGAUGGGAGAUGAUUGAGAGCAGCCUUGCAGAGAAGGACUUGGGGUUGCUGACUGAUGAGAAGCUUGACAUGAGCUGGCAAAGUGCACUCACAGCGCAGGCCAAUCACAUCCUGGGCUGCAUCUAAAGAAGGGUGGCCAGCAGAGCGAGGGAAGUGAUUCUGCCCCUCUAUUCCUUUCUCGUAAAAGCGCACCUGGAGGGCUGUGUCCAGUUCUGGAAUCCUCAACAUAAGAAGAAUACAGAACUGUUGGUAUGGGUCCAGAGGGCUACAAAGAUGAUCAGAGGGCUGGAGCACCUCUGCUAUGAGGACAAGCUGAGAGAGUUGGAGUUGUUCCGCCUGGAGAAGAGAAGGCUCCAAGGAGGUCUUAUACAAACCUUCCAGUACCUGAAGGGAAGGGACUACAACAAAGCUGGGGUAGGGCUGUUUACAAAGGCUUGCAGUGAUAGGACUAGGGACAGUGGGUAUAAACCGGAGGGAGCAGAUUUAAACUAAACAUAAGAAAGAAUUUCUUCACGAUGAGAGGGGUGAGUCACUGGCACAGGUUGCCCAGGGAAGUUGUGGCUGCCCCAUCCCUGGAGGUGUUCAAGGCCAGGUUGGAUGGGGCCUUGGGCAGCCUGAUCUAGUGGGAUGUCCCUGCCCAUGUUAUGG